Molecule: messenger RNA, 1455 nt
Organism: Arabidopsis thaliana (thale cress)
Lineage: Eukaryota; Viridiplantae; Streptophyta; Magnoliopsida; Brassicales; Brassicaceae
Exons: 2
Coding region: 276-1340 (354 amino acids)
Source: RefSeq, marked reviewed
GUGGAAACAAAGAUAAAAACGAGAGAGACAUUAUUCUUGUGGCCAGGCACUUUGGUCUUAGAUCGAGUCAAGAAGGGACUUUCUUGGUUGACUAACUCGAAAACCCUUUCUUUAUUUCUUUUUGAUUCUUCACUAUCAACGCAAAGCUAUGUCGUCUCUGCUUCUCAGAUUCUCUUCCAAGUCCUCUCUCCACAAACUUGCUCUCGUAAAUCUCUUCAAUCUCUCUCUGUUUCUAGUUUUUAUAUAAUCUCUGUUUUAUUCUUCCUCUUCUUCUAAUGUCUACUUCUUUACUCAUCCCACAGAGAUGUAACACCUUUAGGAUGUUCUCCUCCUCAACCACCAACCCUUUUUUGCUGCAUCAUGCCAUCCCUUGUGGUGAAGAAGCCCAAAGAACAGAGUUCCUCAUGUUGGACCCGGCCAAAGAGGAUUAUUUCACCACCGUUGAUAAGCCACUUCCCAAAAAUUUGAUUAAGUCUAAGCUAGUGGGAAGUUCCCAUGGAUGGGGUGUUUAUCUCAGCUCCCCUGAUUACAUACUAAUCAGCAACUAUCCCUCGAGGUCUAAAUCAAAUCCCAAGAUCAUUGAUCUGCCUCCUCGUCCUAGUCUAAAUGGUUCUCAAACUGAAUUGGUAAGUGGUGUGGCAAUGUCCUCUUCUCCUGAAGAGGAAGAAUGCAUUAUUGCUGUCAAAUACAUGGGACGUCCGGUGAGUAUAUAUACGCCUGGUCAAGACAGUCAGGGGUUCCUCCUUGCUAUGUCCACUAGAUUAUUCGAUUAUUUUGAGCAAUCUAAGUUGAUGUAUUCCAAGAGAGAUCAAAGGUUCUACAUGCCAAGUUCUGGUGGCCACCACUUGUGGUCUUGGGUUGGUCUCCCAUCCACCACGCCUCAGUACCAUGAGUUAAAGUUUCAUAACCUUCCUCAGUUUUCGCAUUCCGAGUUGCAGCUUUUCGAUUCUUGUUACAGGGCACACGAGCUUGUGGAGUCUCCUUCAGGACAACGUUUCUUACUCAAAUGGUACGUUGAAAGCCCUGCGAACAAGUCGUUAGUAUUCAAUUGUGGCGGCACAAAGCGGUUCAUGGUGUUUAGAGAAGAGGAAGACAUGAACAUGUGUUACACAGAAGACAUUGGUGAUCUCUGCAUAUUCCUCGGCAACAACGAGCCUUUUUGUGUCAAGGCCAGCUCAUUCCCGGGACUAAACCCUAAUUCCAUCUAUUUCCUCGGUGAAGGCUACGGUGUUUAUGAUAUCGCCACUAGAUCCCCACGUUCCUUCACACCCAAGUCUACACCAAGUUCCUCCUCGGAACAAAUAGUCCUCCCUUACUGGAUCCCCCCAAUGUCUCUCUAGACUCUAGUUACAUGUCCUUCACUAGUUAUGCAAGAUUAUGCUGUGUGUACUCAAAUUUAUUAUUCGUCGUUAAACUAUAUGUUAUCUUACAUGGAAAAGAAAAUUAUGAGGUUCU